AUGCACUGGAAAUUGUUUGCAGCCGGUCUGCUGCUCGGUGGCACUCUGCUCGGAUCGGAUGGCCAGCACAUGCGAUGGUUGUCUUCGCAGCGUGAUCUCUUGAGGACGGUAAGCUCCUUCAAGAAAAGCCCGGAGAGUGGCCCUGUAGCCACUGUAGCUAUAAACCCCUCGGUGGUGAGCCCAGCUUUUGCUGCUCUCGGAGUUUCUGGAGGUCCGGCCAGCCCGAGUCCUCCUGGUCCUGUGGCCACCGCAGCCAUAAACCCCUUGGGGGUGAGCCCAGCUUCGGGAGAAGCUUAUCAGGGUGCUGCUCUCGGAGGUCCGGCCAGCCCGAGUAAUCCAGCGGAGACCGCAACAGCACAUGAAGCACACAUACCGAACUGCCCUGAGCUUUCCGCAGCCUUCCACUGGGGAUGGGAUGCAGCGUGCACAGCAUGGAAGCAGCACGAUGAGACCUGUGAGCUUUUCAAUGCUUCUGAGAUUAGCAGGAAUGCCUCCCUUUUCCUAGAGGUGGCGAGGCGAUCCAGGGACCGGAGCUAUCAUCCCAGCCUAGCGAGGCUGCAAAUUCGUUUGCUUGAGGCCAAGCAAGCCGGGAGACCUCUGCGCGUUCUCACCAUGGGCCCUUCAAACACAGUCGGGAGGGGAUGCAGGGAAAAAAGUAACAUGUACUGGGCGUCGGCUUUGGAAAAGCUAUCCAAGCUGGAGAACAGCCCCUUGCAGCUGGAAGUCAUAGAGGGGGCAGUGGCAGCCACGCCGUUCAAAGAGGCUUGGAGCCGCGUGCUGAUAGGCUACGAGAAGGAUGAGACAUUGGACCUGAUCAUCCCGGAUUACGCGGUCACUUGUGUGGAUGUGCAAAGCAACAGACAUCAAGCUUUCGUCAUGCAUGCGCAUGUGCGAAAUUGGAAGCGCCCCCCUGCAUUGUUAUUCAUCGAAACUUAUACUGCCAAUGUCAUGGCCUCCAUGGGGCAGGUUCAAUGGGAGAAGCUCGAUGCAUGCACAUAUUCAGGCGCUUUUGAGGAAUUCGACCCCUUCUACCCGGUGCUGCGCAGCCUCAGAAUCCCAAUGCUAAGUUAUCCAGAUAUCGCCUGUGCCCUGCCCCAUCUCGGGCAUCCCUCUGACAGUGUGAGCGGCAUACCUUACCUUUUUACUUACAAGGGUGCGUCAUCGCACCAUUAUGGCUGUGGGGUCCACUUCAUCCAAGCCCAAAUGAUUUACAUGAACUUGCUUCAGAUUCUGCGGCAGGCCUGCAUCGAUGGCUACCCUGCCACGCUGGAGGCAGCUCGAGCCAAUGAAGUAGAAUUGAAGCUGCAGCAGAGUGACCAAAGCUUCUCCGUUGAGGACAGGUGCAAGAUGAGCCUCAUCACCUACUUAUCCCAUUUCAGUGAGAUGAGCUUUCCCGGCAUUGUAGCCAAUACCUCCAAGUGGCGUUUUGGGGCAGAUCGACCGGGCAAGUUUGGCUGGAUUGCUAACUGGGUUCCUGAAGCCAAUCAGAUGGACGUGCCUGACCUGCCUGGCCGUGCGCAGGUCCCUAGGCAUAAGGUCCACUACUCUCAGUAUGACGGGCUGGGCCCUAAAGAGAUUGUUUUCGUGGUGAAGCUCAGGCUGGGUCUGAUUCUCCUUGAGUUUCUGUCAACGUACCAGAACAUCGGGUCUGUGUGGUGCCAGGUUGAGGAGAUGUCUGGGAAGGUUAUCGCUGAACCAGUCCGCAUCGAUGGUCUAUGGUCCACGAAAGCAUCCUUGGCAAACUCUGCCAUACUCAACGCCAGCACGUCGCGCGCCAGCGACGCAGCUGUGCGUUGCACAUGUGAAGAGAACAAGUUCAAGUUUCUUUCCGUGUCCGCGUGCUAA
This is a messenger RNA of Symbiodinium sp. CCMP2456, 1845 nucleotides long. Lineage: Eukaryota; Dinophyceae; Suessiales; Symbiodiniaceae. The record is from the annotation of a GenBank genome assembly.